AUGGAUACUUCCAUUGANGAAAAAAUACUUGAUGAUUUUGGCUCAAAAUUAAGCAGUGAUUCCCAUUUUGAAGAUUGCAACAGAGUUUUGUCUGAAGGUUAUUAUGAUCUCCCUCACCCUCUCAAGCCAUGUCUCUUAUAUUUUGGUGUGUUUCUAGAAGGCUACGAAAUUAAAUUUGGGAGAUUAAUUCGCCUCUGGAUAGCUGAAGGCUUUGUUCAGUGCAACAACCACCUUCAAUCUGAGCAUGUUGCUGAAGAAUACAUGAAAGAACUUAUUGACAAAAGCUUGGUUCAAGUUUCAGAGAGAAAACCUUCUAGACGAUGUGACAACAAAGGUCCUUACGGAUGUAGAGCAAAACUACAAGAAGGUUUUGGGGCUUUAACGGAGUUGCGGAAGCUACGACAUGUUCAUGGAAACACCGAAGUACUUGAAGAGCUGAAGAAACUAAGGCAGAUGAGAAAGUUAGGCAUUAGGGUCACAAAUAGAGAUGUGAAAGAUUUGUUUGCUAUUGUCCAAAAUAUGGAAAACCUUCAAGUUUGGAUUUCUAAACUUCACAAUCUAAUCAUAUUAAAAUUGAAUUUGAUUGGAUCUACCAAUGAUUCCAUGACAAUCCUUCAAGCUCUGCCUAAUUUAUCGGUGCUUAUGCUCUUUGUGCGUGACUCUGAUGAACAAUUGCAUUUCAAAGAAGGUUGGUUUCCAAAGCUCCAAUACUUGUAUCUCUGCGACUUCAAAGGAUUGAAAUGCAUGAUGAUAGAGAAAUGUGCAAUGCCUAGUCUUACAUUCUUGUUGAUUGGACUAUGCCUAGUGUUGAAGGAGAUUCCAAUUGGUAUUGAGCAUCUCAAUAACCUAAAGAGACUUGUAUUUCGUAUGAUGUUGAAGGAGGUUUACUGCAUGAUAAAAAAUGAGAAUUGGGAGAAUGUCACUAAACACAUUCCACAAAUACUUGUCAGCUAUAAAGAAACAUCUAGAGGAGAAAACUUUGGUUAUACUAGUAAAUAUUUGUCAUCUCUUUCGGCAGAAGAUUUUGAGGAGCUUAUUAAAGAAAUUGAGGCCAGUAACAAGUAG
Messenger RNA from Pistacia vera, 1065 nucleotides. Its product is annotated as putative disease resistance RPP13-like protein 1. The transcript has 3 exons. Bases 1 to 1065 code for a protein of 354 amino acids. Lineage: Eukaryota; Viridiplantae; Streptophyta; Magnoliopsida; Sapindales; Anacardiaceae. The record is from RefSeq and is a predicted model, not a curated record. Gene Ontology annotation, biological process: defense response to other organism.